AUGGACCUCGGCGGGAACGGCCAUAUCACCCCACCAUUGUCCACCACGCAACCUGCCGUCUCGCCAUCUCUUGGCGUCAUCGCUCCAUCUCCCCGACCACCCUUCUCCCCACUACUCGGUGCCGCCCCUCGCGAGCCAGCUCAGCGGCAACCUACCCUGGCUGAGCGCCGCUCGGUACGCCUCCCAGCCACCCAGGGACCCCUCUCCUCUCCCUUCGGUGAGCGUGUCCGGCGGGAUCCUCAGCCUACCAACGCCUCGCAGCAGGACUCAACCGAUAGCGAGGUCUGGCCGCGGACGGCCGAUGCCGACGACCUUCAGUCCAACUACUCGGACGACAACCCGGUGGCGAACAAGGAGGCCCAUUUCUUGCAGGCCAUGCGGUCGGCGCAGAGGGCGGACAAGGGGCUGGACGUCGAUGCGAUCGUAGCGUGGAAUAUCGCCGCUGCCCCUCCUCCGAGUGCUCGGGUGGACAUCCAUCUGAGUCCAAGGAAGAGGGAGAAGAGACUGCGGGAGGUCACAUGGCCGUUGGACAGGCAGCAGCGGGCGGUGGCUACGUUGGUGGCGAAGCAGGUGGCGAGGGAGCAUGUUCGCACGGUGGAGCGGACUGCUGCGUUGCGGAAAGAGUAUAUCAUGCUCGACGAGGAGUGGAAGGAGCAUUGCGCGUACCUCGACGAACUCAUGGAGAAGCGCGGACCACCUCCAGACUCGCUCUUUGCGGUCCCAAACGCCGUGCCCGUCGUCACUCCCGGUCCGAUCCCCAUGACGCCUAUACCUAUGACGGAGGACCUCCUCUCUUCUCGCGCUAUCCGGCGCAGAGGGGCCGGGGACGCCGUCACCACCGAGGCGGAAUUCCAGGAAAUUCUCGCCGCGAUGGCGGACACGGCGGCCAAGGACCCCAACUACCGUGCCAGCAAGACGACCGCUGCGGUCCCGGAUAUGCUAUUCCCAGAAGAGCGCAAACUCCGCUUCGAGGACGACAACGAUCUCGUCGAGGACCCGAUCGCCUUUUACGACUUUAAAGGUAUCGCCGAGCCUAUCUGGACGGAUGAGGAGCGGCAAGUCUUUGUCCGGCGGUACCUCAACUUUCCAAAGCAAUUUGGCAAGAUUGCUGAGGCCAUCCCGGAUAAGACGGCCUCGGAUUGCGUCCUCUACUAUUACCGGACGAAGAAGGAGGUGGACUACAAGCAGAUGCUGGCGAGUCGGCGGGGAGUAACUCGGAGGAAGGCGUUGCCGAUCAAGAAGGGGGGCAAGUCGGCUGCGCUCCUGGCGAGUCUGGACCAGAAGAAGGACACGGUCAAGACGACGGCGGCGAGGGCUGUUCCGACGCCUGCCAAAGGGAGAGAGGAGUUGGCUCCCCCGUCGACGACUGCCAAGCGGGGUGGUAAACCAAGGAUGGACCCGAGGAGGAAAGUCGUGGAUGUGCAAGUGGAGGAGCGAGAGGCUGGGGAAGAGGGAGUUUCGCGGGAUGCGUCCGAAGCCCCCUCGGUGUCGAGAAGCAAGGGACGGAUCAGCAUGAAGGGUGCAAAGCGGCCCAGGAUAUCCUCCAUGUCUGUGAACCAGCCGCCUACGCCCGGUGCCGCGUCGACCAUCGGCGACGAUGCCACUCAGGCUGGAAGCACCGUUACAACACCCUCCGAACUCCUUCCGCCUGUCAAGCGUGCCCGGAAAUCCCGCAAAAGCCUUCCUACGCCCGUGCACGAUAUACCAGAGCUCGGCGAGGACGGUCUCCCGAUCUCUACGCCUGCAGUGGACAAGGCUGCCGCAGCUGCCAUCGCUGCUCUGGCCGGCCGGCGCGGAAACACCUCGAGUUACUGGUCGGUCGAGGAGAAGAAGAAGUUGAAGGAGCUGGUCGCAAUGCAUCAGCGGGACUUUCGGGCCAUUGCCGCUGGACUACCUGGAAAGUCCGAGAGGCAGAUCAGUAACUUUGUGCAGACGCACGCGGCAGCGCUGGGGCUGGACCCGGCGUCCAAGCCCGUUGCGCGGUCUGGGGGCAUGCGGAUCUCUGCGUUGCUGAACGACGAGCCA
Messenger RNA from Dioszegia hungarica, 2025 nucleotides. RefSeq lists its product as uncharacterized. The annotation marks the transcript as partial. NCBI's taxonomy places the organism in Eukaryota, Fungi, Basidiomycota, Tremellomycetes, Tremellales, Bulleribasidiaceae. The record is from RefSeq and is a predicted model, not a curated record. Gene Ontology annotation, biological process: regulation of transcription by RNA polymerase II. Gene Ontology annotation, cellular component: Set3 complex. The transcript has 2 exons.